AGGAUGCGUCAUGUCCAGCUCGUGAUGGGGCCUGCUGGAUGCGGCAAGAGCACCUACUGUCACACUAUGUAUGAGCAUGGAUUAGCAAGCAAGCGGUCCUUUCAGAUUGUCAACCUCGACCCGGCGGCGGAACAUUUCAAGUACCCGGUCACUGUAGAUGUAAGGGAGUUGAUCUCGCUAGAUGAUGUCAUGGAGGAGCUGGACUAUGGCCCCAACGGAGGCCUUGUGUACGCCUUUGAGUACCUUGACGAAAACCUCGAGUGGCUGCGGGAGCAGCUGGGGGAUUCCGAUGACGAUUAUUUCAUCAUGGACUGUCCGGGUCAGAUUGAGUUGUACUCUCAUGUGCCAGUCAUGAAGAAUCUUGUUCAGGCUCUUCAACGAUGGGGGUUCAUGGUUUGCGGGGUGUAUGUGAUAGAUUCACAAUUCAUAGCUGAUCCUGGAAAGUUCAUCUCUGGCUGUCUUGCUUGUCUCUCAGCGAUGGUGCAACUUGAAAUCCCGCAUGUCAACGUCCUCACUAAGAUGGACCUCGUACGGAAGAAGAGAAGUUUCAUGGAGAAGUUCUACCAGCCAGACAUCGACGAGCUCAUAGCUGAUCUCAACGCAGACUCAAAUCCUGCGAUGUACAAGUUGAACCAAGCCAUGGGCUCUCUACUCGACGACUACAGCCUUGUUGGGUUCCUGCCGUUGAACAUCUACGACCCUGACAGCGUCAUCUUUGUCCUGUCGCACAUCGACAACGCGAUACAGUAUGGGUAA
This is a messenger RNA of Guillardia theta CCMP2712, 756 nucleotides long. RefSeq lists its product as hypothetical. Lineage: Eukaryota; Cryptophyceae; Pyrenomonadales; Geminigeraceae. Bases 4 to 756 code for a protein of 250 amino acids. The transcript is spliced from 13 exons. The record is from RefSeq and is a predicted model, not a curated record. Gene Ontology annotation, molecular function: GTPase activity.